AUGGACUCAAAUAACUGCGCUAAUGAACAGACACUUGGAGACGGAGAGAUUGGCUGCUGUGGAUACAUAUUGAUGUUCUUUUCCACUAUUCUGUUUCUCGCCACCUUGCCUUUCUCUUUGUGUGCUGCAAUACAUAUAGUACCUGAUUAUGAGCGAGGUGUGGUAUUCCGCCUUGGUAGAGCAAAACGUGAUGGAGCGAGGGGUCCAGGUAUUGUAUUCAUCCUACCAUGCGCAGAUCAGUUUCAUUCGGUAGACUUAAGAAUCAAAUCUUACGAUAUACCACCACAAGAGAUUUUGUCCAAGGAUUCGGUGACUGUUGCAGUGGAUGCUGUGAUCUACUGUUAUGUGUUUGACCCGGUCAUGUCUGUGUGUAAUAUACAGGACGCAUUCGGAUCCACUCGCCUUCUAGCAGCCACAACACUGCGAACCGUCCUUGGAACGAAAAAUAUGACCGAAAUGCUGGCAGACAGGGACACCAUCUCGAAGGAAAUGCAGCAAAUUCUAGACGAGUCAACAGAUCCGUGGGGCAUUAAAGUGGAGAGAGUAGAAAUAAAAGAUGUCAGGUUACCGCAUCAAUUACAGAGAGCUAUGGCAGCAGAGGCAGAGGCAUCUCGAGAAGCCAGCGCAAAGGUUCUAGCAGCCAAAGGUGAACAGAGAGCAUCUGCUGCACUGAAAGAAGCCGCUAUGGUGAUGUCUGAUUGUCCAGCUGCCCUUCAGCUUCGCUAUUUGCAAACACUUAAUUCGAUCGCUGCCGAGAAGAAUUCGACUAUAAUAUUUCCCCUACCAAUGGAGAUAAUGAAAGGCUUAUCAAACCAUUAG
Messenger RNA from Ylistrum balloti, 819 nucleotides. RefSeq names its product band 7 protein AGAP004871-like. The coding region runs from base 1 to 819 and encodes 272 amino acids. The record is from RefSeq and is a predicted model, not a curated record. Gene Ontology annotation, cellular component: plasma membrane. NCBI's taxonomy places the organism in Eukaryota, Metazoa, Mollusca, Bivalvia, Pectinida, Pectinidae. The transcript has 8 exons.